AUGAGGGCGUAUGCGUUGGCAGCUGCAGAACGAAUGAAAGAGCUCCAAAGACUUGAUGCCAAGGAGCACAGAGGAAAGACUCCUCUGCUGGUGGCUGUCACUGCCAGACAGCCAGCUAUUGUCCACGAUUUGAUUCAGAUAGGAGCAGAUGUUAACGCCGUAGACAACAAGGGGCAGUCAGCUUUACAUCUUGCUGCAACGUACGGGUAUGCCCAGGUUCUCCAGGUUAUACUGUCACUAGGUUUUCCUCUCGAUUUAGAAAUGAAGGAUUUUGAAGGCCAUACGCCACUGCACUGCGCCGUCCUGGCCCAUAACGGCCUGCUCUGGGAGCAGCGGGGUCGCCGCACGACAGCGGAGCAGCAGCAGAAGGAUUUUCAGCACCGGAGCGAAGAGCUGGAGUCCUGUAUCCACCUCCUGGUGCAGACGGGAGCCUCCAUCUACAGCCGGGAUGUGAAAAGCAACAAGACGGUUCUUCAUUAUACAGUCCAGGAUGGGAACAUCUCCCUGCUCAGAUACUUCCUGGAGCUGAACUCUUUCAAGUCCAAGGACUUUGUCAACAACAAGGCUCAUGGCAACACAGCUUUGCAUAUGGCAGCUGCAUUGCAUCGUGACAAGAACCAGAAAGAAAUCAUCCAGUUGCUCCUUGACCAUGGGGCAGACCCGAGCAUCCGAAACUUGGACAACGAUCAGCCAAUCCACAUGGCUCCUUCUGGGAAGGCUGGGGAUCAGUCUUUAAAACAGGAUGGGGUGACAGUGUUUCUCAACCUGUGGACCAUCAGCAGCAUGUAA
Messenger RNA from Rhea pennata, 789 nucleotides. Its product is annotated as NF-kappa-B inhibitor delta-like. Lineage: Eukaryota; Metazoa; Chordata; Aves; Rheiformes; Rheidae. Gene Ontology annotation, molecular function: protein binding. The coding region runs from base 1 to 789 and encodes 262 amino acids. Gene Ontology annotation, biological process: regulation of gene expression. Gene Ontology annotation, cellular component: nucleus. The transcript has 7 exons. The record is from RefSeq and is a predicted model, not a curated record.